UUCCUUUCUCUCAUUCCUUGCCACCUAUAUAUAUCUGUCCAGAAUUCAUCUCUGAUGAACCUCCAAUUAAUCCUUGAAUGCUCCCUACUCCCUAGUCCUUGCUGAAAGAGGCGCCCUUGUCAAACAUCUCUUCGUUGUCAUGGAGAAGAGUCCAGAGCUUGCACAAAUGAUCUUGCCAAGAUCAGUAGCGAAGCUUCUGCACCAUCGUCUCAGUUCCGAGUUUGCAGGCCUGCAGGAUAAGAGCACCCUGCUGCAACCAAGGCAAAACGAGACCAUCAAGUACAAGGUGUUUGCUGGUACAUGGAAUGUGGGUGGCGUUGCGCCGCCAGAUGAUCUGGACCUCAAGGAUUGGUUGGACACCACGGCAGGCUCCUGCGACAUCUAUGUUCUUGGGUUCCAAGAAAUCGUGCCACUGAAUGCGAGGAACGUGCUUGGUCCUAAGAAGAGAUCGGCGGCCAUGAAGUGGGACUCCCUCAUAGCUGACGCACUGAACAACACGAGAAGACGAAGACAACAAGGAGGAAGAGGAGGAGCCAUGUCAGGAUGCAGAGAAGCGGCGCACUCAGAACGGCGCCAAGACCAGGACGUGUUCAGGCGCGUCACGAGCAAGCAGAUGGUCGGCAUCUUCGUCUCGGUCUGGGCGAGGAGCGCCCUCCGCCAGCACGUCCGCCGCCACCUUGCCGUCUCCUGCGUCGGUGCCGGCGUCCUCGGCCUGCUGGGCAACAAGGGGGCGGUGACCGUCCGGUUCGUGCUGCAAGGAACCAGCUUCUGCUUCGUCUGCUGCCAUCUGGCCUCCGGCAGCGACGACGGCGACGUGCUGCUCAGGAACGCCGACGUGGGAGCCAUCCUCUCGCGGACAAGGUUCCACGGCCGUGGCAGCGCGGAGGCGGAGGCGGAGGCGUCGCAGGAGCUGACCCUGCCCAAGAAGAUUCUUCACCAUGACCGCGUGGUGUUGCUCGGCGAUCUCAACUACCGGGUCGCCAUGGACGACGAGGACGAGGCACGGCAGCUGGUGACGGCCAGGAAAUGGAGCAUGCUGCUGGAGAACGACGAGCUGCUGCUGGAGCUCUCCAAGGGCCGGCGAUUCGACGGCUGGCACGAGGGACUCGUCACCUUCGCCCCGACAUACAAGUACCACCGCAACUCCGACAAGUUGUACUGGUGGGCGGACGGCGGCGCCGACAGGGGCGGCCAUCGGAAUUCGAAGCAGCACCGCGCGCCGGCAUGGUGUGACCGUAUCCUCUGGCGCGGGAAGGGGAUGAUGCAGACACGGUACGAGAGCUGCGGCGGCUACCGCCUCUCUGACCACCGGCCAGUGAGGGCGGUGUUUCACUUCCACGCCGUGUGCGAGGUCGCUAAACAUGUAUAGAUACUAAGAUAGUUAUAUAUAUGCAAGCAGAUAUUGUGUGCUUUGAAACAUAGCUAUAGGCCUAUAGCUAACCAAGGAGGCAUCGACACAUUGUAAAUCUAAGGGGUUGCCUUAUAAACAAAAAUAUUACAGACAUUCUUUUACGGGACCGAAACAGCUCAAAAAGUUUGCAGGCGUAUUUCCA
Molecule: messenger RNA, 1553 nt
Organism: Sorghum bicolor (sorghum)
Lineage: Eukaryota; Viridiplantae; Streptophyta; Magnoliopsida; Poales; Poaceae
Product: type IV inositol polyphosphate 5-phosphatase 6
Exons: 7
Coding region: 140-1369 (409 amino acids)
Biological process (GO): phosphatidylinositol dephosphorylation
Molecular function (GO): inositol-polyphosphate 5-phosphatase activity; phosphatidylinositol-3,4,5-trisphosphate 5-phosphatase activity; phosphatidylinositol-4,5-bisphosphate 5-phosphatase activity
Source: RefSeq, a predicted model, not a curated record